Molecule: messenger RNA, 474 nt
Organism: Saccostrea echinata
Lineage: Eukaryota; Metazoa; Mollusca; Bivalvia; Ostreida; Ostreidae
Exons: 1
Coding region: 1-474 (157 amino acids)
Source: RefSeq, a predicted model, not a curated record
AUGGACGACGGCUGCGAUACUUUGUUAUCCCAAUUUUUAGAUACGGUAGAAACGGAAAUAAAAAUUGAAAAUUCUUUAGGUCAGUUAGGAAACCUAAACAUUUCACACUCUAUUGAUGCCUAUCUCGGGGAUGAAGAUUCUACACACAUGGACUAUCGGACUAUAAAUUUUGACUUGGGGAUUUUCUCGCGGGAGAAUUCAUUAGAAGAAAUUGAUGGUGACAUGAAAAUGGAAACUCUUGAAUGUGUUAACGAGUCACAGAAUGGAAGGUUUGCUGACGCUGUAUCAUAUGAUGAUUUGCGGCAGCUGAUUGACUCUCAGACAAAUCCUAAUACUCGGAAAAAUACGAAAUGGUGUGUUGAAAUGUUCAAUAAAUGGCGCGCAUCUCGAGAGAAUGUACCUUGGAUGAAGGAAAUGAACGCAGAAAUGCUGAAUUACUGGUUACAACGCUUUUUAUUGGAGGUACGUAAAUAG